GUUACUGAUAGUGGAAACACUUAAAACUUGAGUCUCGAUGUAUCGGACUUGAAAGUUUUCAAAUUUGUUUUUAAAAACGUAACAUCUGACCGAUGCAAAGUAAAAUUUGCAUUAUUAUUUCAUUUUAAUUAUCGAAAUAAUUGUCUUCUUAAAUUGACAUUGCUCUAGAAAUUACAAUGUUUUGUGACGAAUUCGGUGAUGGUUUGGACAACAACUAUGUUAUUAAUCCAGAAAAAGAUCCUGUGAAUUCGAAAACAUUUGGUGUUAAUAAAAGAUCAAAGUUCGGUAGAAAAGAGAAUGGUAACGGCCCAAAGUCUAAUGGAAAAAAUCAAAAGAGAAAUUCGGACGACAAAAAUAAUGGAUAUGUAUCUGCGAUGUUUAGAAAUAAUCCACAAGUACCUGUAGGCGUUAUCAAUAAACAAGCCGAGAACCAAACUGUAAUUAAAAAAAACAAAAACUCUUUGUUUUCAACUUCAACAUUUAAGGAUUUAACUGAUCUACACCCACAUAUGGUUGCAAAUUUAGAACAGACCUUAGGAGUGACUAAAUUGACUACUGUUCAAAGUCAAGCCAUCCCAGUCUUAUAUUCAGGUAAAGAUGCUAUGAUUCAAUCUGAAACUGGGAGUGGUAAGACAUUUGCAUAUGCUGUUCCACUUAUUGAGUCGUUACACAAGAUUCGUCCAAAAUUAUCUAGAACAGAUGGUCUCCGAGCAUUAAUUAUUUUGCCAACCAGAGAAUUGGCGUUACAAACCUAUGACAAUUUUAUCAAAUUAUUGAAACCUUACACAUGGCUUGUACCGGGUAUGUUUACUGGUGGUGAAAAACGAAAAUCUGAAAAAGCUCGUAUGAGAAAAGGUAUCACAAUACUUAUAGGAACACCUGGGCGAUUAUUGGACCACACAAUGAACACCAAAUCAAUAUCAUUUAAAUCACUUCAAUGGUUAAUAAUUGAUGAAGCUGAUAGGAUGCUUGAUCUUGGAUAUGAAAAAGAUAUCACAAGUAUAUUAUCUGCUGUUGACGAACAGCGUGAUGAGUCUAUAUCUCGACAAACUAUCCUAUUAUCUGCUACUUUAUCUGAAGGAGUACAGCGGCUUGCAGGAUUAUCACUCAAAGACCCUGUUCAUAUUGAUGCAUCUUCCAUAGGAGUUUCUGAUCCAGAAUGCUUAGCAAUACCUGAUAGUCUUAUGCAAUAUUAUGUCAUAGCUCCUCCUAAAUUAAGAUUGGUUACACUUUCUGGUGUAUUGUUACAAAAAUUACAAAAAGGUCAGAAUUCAAGUAAAACAUUAGUUUUUAUGGCUACUCAAGAUAUGGUUGACUUUUAUACUGAACUAUUAACCACUGUUUUAACUUGCUUAACAAUGUUUAAACUUCAUGGAAAUAUGACUCAAGUAGAACGUAUGGAUGUUUUCAAAUCAUUUAAAGCAGCAAAUCACGGAGUAUUGUUUUGUACCGAUGUGGCAUCUAGAGGUCUAGAUUUACCUUUGGUAGAUCGUAUAAUACAGUUCAAUGCACCAAUUACACCUACAGAUUAUGUACACAGAGUUGGUCGAACUGCAAGAGUUGGUCAGAAAGGUGAAGCAAUUUUAUUCUUGACACCACAUGAAGCUUUGUUUAUAGCCAAACUUCAAGAUCAUUCUAUUAUAGCUUCUGAGUUAAAGAUGGAUAAAUGUUUGACAUCAAUUCUUACAAUGGAGUUUGAAGGGGAAUAUGUAAAAACAGCUGAAAUGGCAGCUAAUAUUUUACAAUCUCGUAUGGAAACUGCGGUUGUUGAACAAGAUCGUCUUCACGAAUUGGGCUGUAACGGUUUCAAAUCUUGGGUUAGAUCCUAUGCAAGUUAUCCAAAAAGCAGUCGAGAAGUAUUUAAUUUUAAAGAUUGUCAUCUUGGACAUUAUGCUAAGAGUUUUGCUCUACGUGAUGCACCAAGAAUAAUUGGAGGCAUUGGUAAACCGAAAAAGGAUCCUAGAAUGAAAAACCAAAGGAAAAUACCCAAGUCCGAUAGCGGUCCAUUGUUUAAAAAACGGAAAUCGGACAAAAUCGGAUCGACUUCGGAGUUCGACAGUGGAAUGAAGGCCAAGAAAAGGAAAAUGAAUUAAUAGAUUUCAUUCGUACAUGUAAUGUUAUUAUCGAAUCGCCAAUUUUGUAAACGACAAUGUAUUGUUAUAAUGAAAAUAAAAUACAUUUUUUUAUUUA
Molecule: messenger RNA, 2190 nt
Organism: Sipha flava (yellow sugarcane aphid)
Lineage: Eukaryota; Metazoa; Arthropoda; Insecta; Hemiptera; Aphididae
Product: probable ATP-dependent RNA helicase DDX31
Exons: 11
Coding region: 177-2093 (638 amino acids)
Biological process (GO): ribosome biogenesis
Cellular component (GO): nucleus
Molecular function (GO): ATP binding; nucleic acid binding
Source: RefSeq, a predicted model, not a curated record